Molecule: messenger RNA, 1104 nt
Organism: Penicillium crustosum
Lineage: Eukaryota; Fungi; Ascomycota; Eurotiomycetes; Eurotiales; Aspergillaceae
Product: alkene reductase
Exons: 1
Coding region: 1-1104 (367 amino acids)
Molecular function (GO): NADPH dehydrogenase activity; FMN binding
Source: RefSeq, a predicted model, not a curated record
AUGUCGAAACUCUUUGAACCACUCAACAUUGUGCACAAAGAUUUAAAGCACCGCAUCGUCAUGGCACCCCUUACCCGGUUCCGUGCGAGUGACGACCAUAUUCAACUCCCCAUGACAGUUGAAUACUACUCUCAGCGUGCUUCCGUCCCGGGAACCUUGAUUAUCACAGAAGCCACAAUCAUCUCACCAAGCCACGGCGGUGUCCCCAAUGCCCCGGGCAUCUGGAACGACGCUCAAAUUGAAGCCUGGAAGAAAGUAGUGGAUGCCGUGCACGCGAGAGGGUGCUUCAUCAACUGCCAGCUCUGGGCACCCGGUCGGGCGGCUGAUAAAGCCACACUCUUGAAAGAAGCUGGGCAUGGGCUUCUGUCGGCCAGUCCAGUCUCUUUGACAGAUUGUGCCUGUCAGCCCCAAGCCAUGUCGGAAAGUCAGAUCCAGGACGCCGUCCAGGAUUAUGCGCAAGCGGCGCGGAAUGCGAUGAAAGCGGGGUUUGAUGGGGUUGAGAUCCACGGGGCUAAUGGCUAUUUGCUAGACCAGUUUUUGCAGAAUACCUCUAACCAGAGGAAGGAUGCUUAUGGUGGAAGCGUGGAGAAUCGCGCACGGUUUCCCUUAGCUGUUGCCGAGGGGGUCGUUCGGGCGAUUGGGCCAGAUAAAAUUGGGUACCGUAUUAGCCCUUGGAGCUCGUUCCAGGGCAUGCGGAUGGGCCAUCCAAUUCCUCAGUUUUCUUAUCUGGUUGAGAACCUGAAGACUCUGAAGUUGGGGUAUCUCCAUGUCAUUGAAUCGAGGGUGCACAACAAUGUUGAUGUCGAAAAGACGGAGGGAAUCGAGUUUGCGUUGGAUAUCUGGGGAAAGACUUCUCCUGUGUUGGUUGCUGGCGGAUUUACGCCGAAGUCUGCGAAGUAUGCAGUCGAUCAAGAGUAUCCGAACAACGACAUCGGUGUUGUCUUUGGAAGAUCUUUUCUCGCGAACCCGGAUUUGCCAUUUCGGAUUGAGCAUGAUCUUGACCUCACUAAAUACGAUCGAUCGUCGUUUUAUGCCCCAAAGCAGGCUGAAGGGUACACCGAUUACCCGUUCAGCAAAGAGUUUUUGGUUUCUGUGUCAGGAUAG